Onthophagus taurus is the source of this 1596-nucleotide messenger RNA. The record is from RefSeq and is a predicted model, not a curated record. Lineage: Eukaryota; Metazoa; Arthropoda; Insecta; Coleoptera; Scarabaeidae.
AUGUGUUCAUAUGAACGAGAGGUAAAAAGGUUAGAACGCUUUGCCGAUGAAGUAAAUAGUGAUGAACUUUCAGAGUUGACUGAAAGUGAUAAUGAAUCUUUGGCCGACGAAGACCAUAACCUUGUAAGUGACCAUGAAUCAGAUACUGAGCAAGAGUCGUUUUCAGAUGUAGAAGAACAAGCCAAUCUUUUGCGAAGAAGCAGAUCUAAGUACUUUUAUGGAAAGGAUGGGACAAAAUGGAGUAAGGAAGCUGCACCGUUGAAUGUUCGAACGCGGCAAAGGAACAUUGUAACACAUCUUCCAGGUGUGUUGGGACUGGCAAAGAAUGGAAAGACGCCAAUGCAAUGUUGGUUGUAUUUUUUCGAAGAAAUCGUGAAUGUCAUUGUAGUAAACACUAAUCCAUAUAUCACAAAAAUUUCAAAUAGAUAUCAAGAUCAGUACGACUACAAGGAAACAAAUACCACUGAAAUAAUGGCAUUACUAGAUCUGCUGUAUCUAGCAGGUUCGCAGCAUGGAGGACGAAAACACAUUGCUGAAUUUUAUAGCGACAAUGGCCUAGGAUGCGAAAUAUUUCCUGCUGCAAUGGCUCAAAGAAGGGUUAAAUUUUUGUUGAGAUGCCUACGGUUUGAUGACACAAACACCAGAGAGGUCAGAAAAUCCCAAGACAAUCUUGCUGCCGUAAGGGAAAUGAUGAUAAAGUUCAAUGAACAGUGCAAAGUACACUAUUCUGUUGGGGAGUACGUUACCCUUGAUGAAAUGCUACUUGCAUUUCGUGGGAGAUGCAGAUUUAAAAUGUAUAUCCCAAAUAAGCCAAAUAAAUACGGCUUAAAAGUGUUCUCAAUGGUCGAUUCUAGGACAUUCUACACAUCCCAUUUAGAAAUCUAUGCAGGGACUCAACCCGAAGGCCCAUUUAAAAUCGAUAAUUCAACAGCUGCUGUCACAGAGAGGAUGUGUAUGCACCUAUCCGGAUCUGGACGAAAUGUAACCAUGGAUCGUUGGUUUACCGGAUAUAAAAUAGCUAGUUUGCUAUUACGAGAGCAUCGCCUCACUGUAGUGGCAACUAUUCGGGCCAACAGAAGGGAAUUACCUUUAGAAAUAACACAGGUAAAGAACAGGAAAGUGAAUUCGUCGCUAUUUGCUUUUAGUAAAGACAUGAUGGCUGUUUCAUACGUUCCAAAAAAAUCAAAAAAUGUUUUAUUGAUUUCGUCAAUGCAUAAUGACACUGCUAUUGAUCAAAGUACUGGUGAAAAAGCUAAACCAGAAGUGGUCAGUUUUUAUAAUAUGACCAAAGGUGGUGUAGAUGUUCUCGACCGAAUGAUAACAGCAUACAAUCCAGCCAGAAACACACGACGUUGGCCUAUGGUCAUAUUUUAUGGAUUGAUGAACGUCGCUGCGAUUAACGCUUUUAUAAUUUAUAAAGCAAACAGCCCUGAUGGUGAGUUUAGUAAAAGUCGAAGAAUGUUUUUAAAAAAUCUAGAAACUUCUUUACUAAAAGAAAACAUGCGACAAAGGGCUGUAAAUGCACGCCUGCCAAGAAAAGUUCAAAGAAUGAUAAAAAUCCUUCUUAUUACUAGGAAUAGGAAAUUUUACGAUUGA